AUGCCCCUAGCCGAAGACAGGGUCGCUGAACUCGAACGACAGGUAACUAUGUUAGAGAGAAUGAUUCAAAUGUUAGGUGACACACUUGAUCGCAAGUUUGAUAGGUAUGAACAGGUAAUUGAGAGUCAGUCACAUAAAAUUGCUGAGUUGACCGUCUUAAUGCUUUCAAUGGUCUCUGAGCAACAUAAAUGGAGUGGGUCUCUUAAAGAAAGAAUUUCACAAGUAGCACCUAAAAACGAUGUAUUUUACGAAUUAUUCGAGGGUGGACAAGAUCCUGCUACAGCAACAACGGGACCUGGUGAUCAUCCAGUUCCAGAGACAACAACAGCAAGUAGUUAUGCAUAUCCACUACCGUCUCAUCACACUGCAGUGAAUGCUACUACUGUUGCAGCUGCACCCGCAAUCUCGUCAUCAUCAUCAUCAUCUGCAUCAUCAGUACCACUGCAACCAUCGGCAUCGAUGUCAGAUACACAACAACAUUCACAACCGCAACCACAACCACUAUCACUACCACAACCACUAUCACAACCACCAACUUCACAGAUACAACCGCAACCGCAACAACAACAACAACAACAACAACAACAACAGCAACAACAACAACCACAACUAAAAAGACAGAGACCAAACGUUUUCACGGGUAAAUUUCAUUUCUUAAAGAGUCCGCAUAGCGUUAAAGAAGUCUGGAAAGAGUAUGUGGAAGGUAUAAAUGGACAACCAUCGAUCAGGGAGAUGGAAAGUCUGUAUCAAACUGGCUGGAGACGGGAUCCUGCCGUUAACAAGAGAUACGCGAGGAGGAAAGUUCUUUGGAAAGCAAUUGAAAAUGGUUUAUCAAGAGGAUAUUCACUCGAGUACAUUAUAAAUCUACUAGAAGAAUACAGAUACAUCGAUAAAGAGAAAGGUAUUAAACAUCCAAUUGGUUGGAUCUGUCAAAAUCAUAACAUUCCGGAAGUAUUGCGGUGA
This is a messenger RNA of Zygosaccharomyces rouxii, 963 nucleotides long. It is a transcript of the gene MSN1, whose product is annotated as Msn1p. Bases 1 to 963 code for a protein of 320 amino acids. The transcript has a single exon. Gene Ontology annotation, molecular function: DNA-binding transcription factor activity, RNA polymerase II-specific; RNA polymerase II cis-regulatory region sequence-specific DNA binding. Gene Ontology annotation, biological process: positive regulation of ribosomal protein gene transcription by RNA polymerase II. Lineage: Eukaryota; Fungi; Ascomycota; Saccharomycetes; Saccharomycetales; Saccharomycetaceae. The record is from RefSeq and is a predicted model, not a curated record.